Coffea arabica (coffee) is the source of this 2737-nucleotide messenger RNA. RefSeq names its product pentatricopeptide repeat-containing protein At5g66500, mitochondrial. Lineage: Eukaryota; Viridiplantae; Streptophyta; Magnoliopsida; Gentianales; Rubiaceae. The record is from RefSeq and is a predicted model, not a curated record. Gene Ontology annotation, cellular component: intracellular membrane-bounded organelle. Gene Ontology annotation, biological process: RNA modification. Gene Ontology annotation, molecular function: protein binding; RNA binding.
GGCUUUUAUAUAUGCAUCUUAGAUUGCUCCAUUCUCAUUCCUACCAAAGAAAGAGAAUCCCAAUUGUAGCUAGGCAGGUCUUCUCCUCGUAUCCUUUUUUUUUUUUUUUUCUCAUUCCAUUUUUCUUCGAUAAUUACAUUCCAAAUCCCACAUGCAUAAAAGCCACAGCACCUCAAAUUGGGAUUUCUGUUGUGUUGACGUAAUUAUGCCAGUCUUUGCUGCUUGUUCUUGCUUAUCCAAGUUUGGACAAUUUGCCUAGGUUAUGAACUUGAAGAAGGCUACUGAAUUGGGCUUACCUGGUUCAAAAAAGUCAAAAUCAGGUUUCAGUAAUUUGUUGUGCCUGUCUUAUGAAUCGUAAUUUAUAGUAAUUCGUUUAGAAUAGAAUUUUCCAAACAUAAAUAAAUGAUCUUUUGGGAAUCAAAAACUAAAUUAGGCCUUUGUUUAUGAAUUGAGAACAAGGCCUUUGUUCAUGUGUCUGGCCUUAUCAAAUUUUUUCAGGGUAAAUAACACAAACCACUCUCACGGUUUGGACUUCAACAAACUAUUGAAAACUUCUAGACUACAAUCAAAGGAAAAAAAGUUUUUUUUUUUUUUCUUGAAGGAUAUAAUUUGGUGUCUCUUUUAUUAUUAUUAUUAGUUCGUAUAUUUUCGGCCGCAGUUGUACCUAUUAAAACAUCACAACAAAGCUGGAUAUUAGUCUUAUGCGCUGACUACCAAAGUGGGUAAACAAUGAUUGCUUGUUUCAUGCGUGCUUUUUUUCUUUUUUUUUUUCCUUAAUGUUAUGAGUACAUUUGUUUUAUUUACGCAAUGCUGCCACGUUAAAUGUUGAGACUCAAACUUUUCCCCAGUUAUUCAGUACUACCAGGGAAAAGCUCCAUUAACUAUUUCUCAAAAAUAAAUAUUUUCAGGCGUCAAACUUUCGAUACUUAUAUCCAUCACCACCUGUUCGAUGAAAUUCCCCAGAAAGAUAUAUCUUCCCUCAACUCUCUGCUCAACUCCCACACACGCAAUGGGGAAGCUGUUGCUACGUGGGAUCUCUUUCUUAAAAUGCACUGCACCCGCACUGAUCUCAAUUCCUACACAUUCACACCCGUCUUGACUGCCUGCGCGGCGCUUCUAGACCCGAAACGUGGGCACCAAGUUCACGCCUUGAUGAUCAAAUUGGGAGUGGAUUGUGAGAUAGUGCCCAAAACUGCCCUGAUCGACCUGUACUCCAAAUAUGGGCAGCUGGGAGACUCGGUUUCUGCAUUUUAUGAGAUGCGUUACAGAGAUGUGGUCGCUUGGAAUGCUAUUCUUUCCAGCUAUUUGCGCCACGGGUUGCCGCGAAAAGCCCUCGAAUUGUUUGCGGAUAUGAGGAAGGAAAGAGUGGAGUUCAGUGAAUUUACUUUGUGCUCUGCGCUUAAAGCUUGUGCUUCCUCUAGAGCUUGUCAGCAGGGUAAGCAAAUUCAUGCCGUAGUUAUAGUAAUGGGCCGUGAUUUGGUCGUCCUGAGCACUGCUUUGAUUAAUUUUUAUUCGCACUUGGGCCAGAUUGAUGCAGCAAUGAAAAUCUAUCGUACCCUCAGCUGCAGAACGGAUGAUGUUAUGUUCAAUACCUUGAUUUCUGGGUGUGUUCGUAAUAAAAGAUAUGAUGCAGCUUUGUCGAUUAUGAGUUUAAUUCGCCCUAACGCUGUGGCACUUACUAGUGCCCUAUCUGCUUGUUCUGAGAAUUCGGAUAUUUGGAUUGGGAAGCAGAUACACGGAGUCGUUAUACGUCAAGGAUUUACUCAUGAUACUCAACUGUCUAAUGCAGUGUUAGAUAUGUAUGCUAAAUGUGGCAAAAUUUGGGAGGCAAGUUUAGUUUUUGACAGAAUAGCUAGAAAAGAUGUGGUGUCUUGGACGAGCAUGAUAGACGCAUAUGGUGUUCAUGGCUGUGGGGCUGAAGCUAUUGAUUUAUUCAAGAGGAUGGAAGGAAAGGAAAAUACUAAUGUGUUGCCAAACUCUGUGUCAUUUCUAGCUGUUUUAUCGGCCUGUGCUCAUUCGGGUCUAGUGGAACAGGGCCGCAAGUACUUUUACAUGUUUCAGGAGAAGUAUGGCUUAGUGCCAGCUCCAGAGCACUAUGCUUGCUUUAUAGAUAUACUGGGCCGAGCUGGUCAAAUUGAAGAAGCGUGGUCUCUUUUCCCUGGUAUGGUAGACAAAAAUAUUAAGCCUUCUCCUGCAGUUUGGGCAGCGGUAGUGAAUGCCUGCAGAAUUAACCUAGAUGUUGAGAGAGGUGAAUUUGCUGCUAAAUGCCUCAUUCAAUUGGAACCAAAUAACCCAGGGAAUUACGUAGCACUUUCCAACUUUUUUGCAGCCAUUGGAAGAUGGGAUUCAGUUGAUGAGUUGAGGAGCAUUAUGAAGAGAAGGGGAAUAAUUAAGGGAGGAGGAGGUAGUUGGGUCACUAUGCACAAGUUUGGUGAUAAAAUUGAGCAUGAACAUUCUGGGACAGCAAGUUUUGGAAAUCUACAGGAGGUUUUGCUAAGGAAUUACUACGUUUAGUACACAAAUUUGUUAUGUCAUGACAGUAUAGUUGUUAUCCUGUUUGGCAAUUAAUUAUUGUCCAGAAAUAGUCGGAGGGUUUCUUUCUUAAUAUAUAGUGAUCUUUGAAUAUGAUUUGUCUGCACUUCUUCUAAUGUUUGAGCUGGACGCUUUUAGAUGAAGUCGUGUUCUGCCUCCACUUUCUCUCCUAGAAAUCAAGUCACGCGUUGAUCCUUCUUUUUAA